UUUAAAAUUUCACUUAAACAAUCAAUUUAAUAUUUUUAAAUUAAACUUUUAUACCUAUUACAAAUUCAAAAAAAUAAAAUAACAAAAAUGGCAAAUAAAAUUACAAUUUUUGGUUGUACAUUAUUAGUUUUAUUAGUUGUAAACUUUAUUAAUGCACAACAACCACAAUUUAAUUUCAAUCCACCAAAACAACAAGCUAAUGAUAAUUUUAAAUUAUUUGGCAAUGGUGGGGGUUCACCAAAACAAGGAUUUGAUUUAAAUCUUGGUGCACAGGCUAAAAUAUGGGAAAGUCAAAAUGGAAGAAAUACAUUACAUGGUACAGGUACUUAUUCACAACACUUAGGUGGACCAUAUGGCAAUAGUAGACCAAAUUAUGGUGGCGGUUUAAGCUUUACGCAUCGCUUUUAAAUGAUAACGAAUAUUUUUUUGUAAAAAGAUUAUGUAUGUAAAAUUAUGUAUGAUUGUUAAAUUAUGUCUUUAUAAAUAUUGUAUUUUUUAAAAGUAUUAUUAAAAAAUAAUAAAUUUAUUGGAUUUCAAAAGUCAA
Messenger RNA from Condylostylus longicornis, 544 nucleotides. RefSeq names its product diptericin-D-like. Gene Ontology annotation, cellular component: extracellular region. Gene Ontology annotation, biological process: defense response to bacterium. The transcript has a single exon. The coding region runs from base 88 to 408 and encodes 106 amino acids. The record is from RefSeq and is a predicted model, not a curated record. NCBI's taxonomy places the organism in Eukaryota, Metazoa, Arthropoda, Insecta, Diptera, Dolichopodidae.